CCCCGUUGAAGUUGAUAGUUUUUAUGAAAAUUAUUUUCACGGAUUAACCAGCCAAUGUUUAACCAACGACGCAUUCAGUUUCUCAAAAUCUUAUUGCGAUGGAUCCCUCAACUGAUCUGGUGUAUUUGAAAAAAAUAUUAAUGAGCUCGCAUGCACAUUAUGAAAAUCCACAUACCGAGGCUAUGACGGCUGGAACGACGAAAACCAUUCUGACCAAGAUGUGGGCGAAAUUCCCGGAAGUGCCGGAUCUCGAAAAUGAGUUCAUCAUUUUCCACACUCAACUGUUGCACAAUUGGCACUACAUAUCAGUCUUCAAUUUCUUCCCUUUGGAUUAUUCAUACCUCUACAAAGGUUUGUGCGUCAUGAUGGCCUAUUUUAUUUUGAUGAUCCAAUUGGAGAUGGUGACGCUGAAUUCAAACUGAAUAUUGUGAGUCAAAGUAAUCUCUGUUUCCAAAAUUGUGAAAUUUAGACGCCAUAGAAGGUCAUGGAACAUCCUAUAAACAACAACAUGUAACACAUCGAGAAUCUAAAGUCGUCAGCAUGCAGCUAAGAUAAAGUAAGAUGGUAAGAUGCAUUUCAGUUAUAAGACCAAGUCGUAGAAUCGACAAUAGCAAAAUUGGACAGCAUAGAAACCAACGAAACAAAGUGGUUCAAUUUUCGAAAUCAUGUGAGAGGUCAGUCUAUGAGCCUUGUACAAGACCACAUCGAAGUUUGCUUCAAAUUAUUACAAAAUUUGAUCCAGGAAUAUCCUGUAGAAACCUAGUUUCCACGAACAGCUCUCCACAAAAUAUCCUAGAGGUAAAAAUAUUCUUUACCAAACAAAUUUUCGGUAGAUCGAUUGUUUGACUUUCGGCAUGGAAGCCAUGUACGAUUUGGUUUCGAUUUUUGCCAGAACCAAUGAUUCAAAUUUGUCAAAAAACGAAUCAUUUUGGUUGAUGAUAUCUUAUUUGGACGAUUGACUCCAUAUCGCGGCAAUGCAAACGUAAAAAACGCAAAUCUUUGUAAGCUUAAAUAUUUUUCUCACGAAAAUUCAUCUCAUCGUACAUGCAUGUAUUGUAUGUAUGUAUGUACAGUAGAACCGUCGAUAACCUGGAUCAAUUGUGACCGAACCCAGUCCGGAUUUUCGAACAGAACCAAGAAAAAUUUGCUUGAGAUCAUAACAAAAAAAAAAACUUGCUAAAACCGUUGUAAUGAUUCACUUCAGUAGUUUGAUAAUUGAAGCAGACAAAUAAAACCAUCAAACAAUUUGAAUUCAUAUUAUAUUAGAUUAAUGAAAAAUAUACAUAAGUAUAGGUACGCACACAAUGUAAGUAUGUACAAUACAAUACAUAUUUAUGUAUUCAUGUAUUUGCUUGGAAUUGUUUUUAUCAACGGAAUGCAAUCCGGAUUAUGGGCAGUCGACUGUAUUUUCGUGCCUUUUUCCUAACCUCCCUUUCGCCGAAUCGCAACGUCUAUCCCGCACUGCAUUGCGGUUGACCGCAAGAGCAUCGCAUUGGAUUUAUCAACCAGUGUCGCUGAAUUUGAAUCGUCAGUUUUGCACUUUACUAUGCGGUUGUGUUUUAUUGAAUUCAACUCCGCUAUCCCCCAUUCGGGGAAUGCUAUUUGUGUGAAUAAUUAAAUCUCAUCUGCGAAUAGCAGCUUGUCGGUAAUCUACAUUCGACCAAAAUAAAGGGUGAACCUCCGAAAACGUCACGUUACGUCCAAACCAAAAAUAUGACAAAAACGGAUAUUUAGGAAAUGAUCGAAGCCGGUCGCCGCAAUUAAGUACUCGUGAAAUUGUUUGUUUGUGAAACAUAUAAAUUAGUGGAAUAAAAUUAAUCAUGUGUGUAUGAAGUUACGGUAAAUUAUUAUACACUACUGUAAUGAUUUAUCAUAUUCGAUCGAUUUUAUAGAGCGAUAACGAUUUUGGUCACAUGAGGCAAAGUAGUUUAAGGAUAGAAUACAUUAGCAUUUUCUUCAGACAUCCGACGAAGCUUUGUUGGAAGCCUUAGCCAGGCCUAUAAAAUUUUUUAUCCUAUUCCCCAUUCUCCAUUCGUCAAUGUCUUGAGACAUGAUCAAUUUGUAUGUCAACGUCCACCUUUCUAUUUAUUUCCUAGUGACCUUCCGGUGUCGGUUAGCCAACAGAGCUGACGAACCUCGCCAAGCUAAUAAAAUGUCUAGUAAACAUGUACCAUUUUUACGAAUUUCUGUUCAUCUUCUCCGAAAAUUAUGAUCCAGGUGUCAUUCGAUUCAGAAUGAUACCUAGAAAUUUUUUAAAAAAUUUCAAGUGACGGAACAACAAAUUGUAAAACUGAUGAACAAUUCAGCGAAAAAAAAAACGGGAGUUUGGGUCUUUGCGAAUAUCUCAAAAACUAUGGCAGAUAUAAAAAAUCGAAAAAAAGAUUCUUCAAAAGCGGGAAAUUUCCUACGAAAAAUCCCGCCUCCCGAAACUCCACCGCCAUUAUUUAUAAUUUUAAUUUCCAGGCGAAAAUAGGGCUGAAAACGGGUGAAGUUAGUUCAGCGCACGCCGACCGAUUCGGCGACUUGAACAACAAAAAUCAGUUUUCCCCCAAUUGUUCAAUCAGAUAUCUUUUUCUUAAUGAAGUUUUUUUUACAAGUCACAACUGAACAUACAAAUCCAGAUAAUUCUAGAAAUAGGAAGCUGAGAUUUUUUUUAAUGCCUGGAGCUAUGUUUCAAAAACUUCACAAGAGAUCCCCGUUGAAAAAAGUGGAAAAUUUGUAUCGUCAUACGAAAGGUUUUUUGUGUCAUGUCUUUAGAUAAAAAACAUGCGCCAUUAGUCAACGUGUUUUAUGCAUCGUGUGACAUACUUGUUGCUUCGGCUGUUAUUUUUACCGUACUCGUAUCCGCAUUCAGAAGUGAUAGAAUUUUAGAAAUCGUUAAACGAAUGCGUGACAUCAAUUAUGAGGUAAAAAUAUUGAA
Molecule: messenger RNA, 2920 nt
Organism: Athalia rosae (coleseed sawfly)
Lineage: Eukaryota; Metazoa; Arthropoda; Insecta; Hymenoptera; Athaliidae
Exons: 4
Coding region: 99-422 (107 amino acids)
Source: RefSeq, a predicted model, not a curated record